AUGAAAUCGUUCGUUGUUAAUGACAUCGAAAAUAACAGGCUGGUGGUAAAAGUACUGACCGUGGCGAUGGCUACGGGGCCGGCAUUGUGUAUAUAUAGGGGUGCCAAAGAAAGCACUUCAGUCUACUGGUGAACGUCCUUAGAAUAAUCAAUUAUGCUGCGCAUAGUUGUGUUGUGCACGGUAGUAGUUGCGGCAGCGGCACAAUUUCAACCCCAGGCAGCGGGAAGAAUCUUGGAACCCCCGGUUCCUGCACUUUGCGCGCAAAGAGUAAUUCACGAACGCUUCAAUGGCAAAGGCUACUAUUAUUCGUGGGCCGAUCAGCGAACUAAUGGCAAAGAAGUCGACUGGUUGGCUGGCAGAAACUUCUGCAGACAGCGAUGCAUGGACCUUGUCUCUCUAGAAACUUCACCUGAAAACGAAUUCAUCAAGAGUCGAAUAGUAAAAAAUAAUGUCAAAUAUAUUUGGACAUCUGGACGGCUCUGCGACUUCAAGGGCUGCGACAGACCGGAUCUACAACCCUUGAAAGUCAACGGGUGGUUCUGGACAGCAGAGUUGCAAAAAUUGGCGCCAACUAUUGACCGUGAACAAAACGACUGGUCUCCGAGCGGCGGCAUCGGCCAACCUCAGCCAGACAACCGUGAAGCUCUCCAAGGCGGGGCCCCUGAAAAUUGUUUGGCAGUAUUAAAUCAAUUCUACAACGAUGGAGUAAACUGGCACGACGUCGCCUGUCAUCACGUCAAGCCCUGGGUGUGCGAGGAGAACGAAUCACUCCUGAAAUAUGUCCGUUUCAUCAGCCCCAACCUUCGCGUAUAAACGAUUUCCAACAAAAUGUAAAUUUAACAAUACGAUAUCAAAUUCACCUCCACAAACGAUGUGACUGAAUAGUAUGUAUGUUGGCUAUAUGUAUAUUUAUUGCAUUCAUAACUCAGGCAAAUCAAUCGUUUUUACGUAGAAAAUAAAUGUAAGAUUUGCCAGGAGUAUUCGCUAUAACGUAGCCGAAUUUUCAAAUAAUCCCUAUUCUCACUUAACUAAAAUCAACUAAUCCAAAUAUUUCGAAUAAAACCACUCUAUAAGACUUUUGAAA
Molecule: messenger RNA, 1084 nt
Organism: Athalia rosae (coleseed sawfly)
Lineage: Eukaryota; Metazoa; Arthropoda; Insecta; Hymenoptera; Athaliidae
Exons: 5
Coding region: 154-813 (219 amino acids)
Source: RefSeq, a predicted model, not a curated record